This is a messenger RNA of Ruditapes philippinarum (Manila clam), 5246 nucleotides long. Its product is annotated as collagen alpha-1(I) chain-like. Bases 200 to 4615 code for a protein of 1471 amino acids. The record is from RefSeq and is a predicted model, not a curated record. The transcript has 44 exons. Lineage: Eukaryota; Metazoa; Mollusca; Bivalvia; Venerida; Veneridae. Gene Ontology annotation, molecular function: extracellular matrix structural constituent.
AAGAUUAAGACUUUCUGGCCAACAUUGGAACAAAGGCUGUAAAGCCGUGUUUUAUUCCAUUAAUUCUACGGGAUCCAGUGUUCCGAGGGAUAAGGAACACGGCGUCUCCAAAGCGGAUAGCCGGUUUACUGGCUUCCAACGGACGCUGGACAUUUUUCCUAGUUUAAGCUUCCUCCAUGUAUAAUAAGGAAGCUUAAUCAUGGCAUUUGAUUCAGUGCGAUGGGCAGCCACGCUAUCCAUACUGUUCAUCGUAAUAAGGGCUCAAGACGUUGAAUUAAAAAAGGGUCAGUGUAAAACUGAGGAAGGGGAGGUGGUAGAGGACGGACUGGAUUGGUUCCCAGAUAAGGACAAUAGACCUUGUUAUGUGUGUUUCUGUACGCUUGGAGUUAUCGAGUGCGAGGAUUACCCCGAUUGUUUAGAUGAAGAUGGCGACGUAGAUGCCGAACACCAGGAGGAAGGCUAUGGUGCCGAGCAUAAAGUCUACCCAUACCAUGCUAUCAAUCCUGGUCCACAGGGGCCAGAGGGUGAACCUGGGCGUCAAGGACUACAGGGUCCAAGUGGUCAGCGAGGAUUCGACGGGAUGAAUGGAGUCCCAGGACCCCCGGGUAACGUUGGACCAAACAUGAUGCCUGCUGACCAAGCCUAUCAAAACUACUAUAAUGCUAUGGGAGGCAUGAAAGCAGGGUAUGCACAGGGGCCACAAUAUCUUACCGCCAAUGUUGGGCCUCAAGGACCACGUGGACCUGACGGUCUUCCUGGACCUCAAGGUCAACAGGGCUUACAGGGUAACCGUGGAUCACCCGGCGAACCAGGGCCUCCGGGAUCACCCGGGCCAUCAGGUAUCCCAGGAUCCCCCGGGCAACCAGGACCUGAUGGGUCUCCAGGACGAAAUGGGUCACCAGGCCCUCGUGGAACCCCUGGAACCAAGGGACCAGAUGGAAUUCCUGGCAUGCCAGGUUUACCCGGUAUGAAAGGUCACCGCGGUUUCCGUGGAGCUCCAGGAAAGGCUGGGGAGGUGGGGGUCACCGGAGAAAAGGGCCCCGAUGGACCAAUAGGACCUAACGGACGCCCCGGACCACAGGGACCACGUGGUAUUCAAGGUGAUCGCGGCCAGGACGGAUCGCCCGGAUCAGUGGGUCUUCGUGGUGUUGACGGUUUACCAGGACAAACAGGACCGCCUGGUAAUGUCGGAAACAUGGGAUCUCCCGGAUAUCCUGGCGUUCCAGGAAUGAAGGGUGAUGUUGGUGCCUCUGGACCAAAGGGAGCACGUGGACCCCAGGGCCCACGUGGUGAAAAUGGAGUACCUGGUCCCCCGGGAGAAGAUGGUCGUCAAGGGCUUUCUGGCAGGGACGGAGCAAAUGGAGAAAAAGGAUCAUCUGGUGAUGUUGGACCCGCAGGACCACCAGGAUUCCCUGGCCCCCGAGGUCCCCCUGGUGCAGCCGGUAGUCCAGGAGCGAAUGGACCAAAGGGAAAUUCUGGUAUGCCAGGUUCUCCUGGAUUCAAAGGAUCACGUGGUAUCAAGGGCGCCACCGGAAUUAACGGAGAACGCGGACCUCCAGGACAAAGUGGACCCGAGGGAAAGCGGGGCGAGACAGGAUCAGUUGGUCUCCAAGGACCACAAGGUCUACCAGGAGAAAGGGGAUCUCCAGGAGGACGCGGUCUUCCGGGACCAUCUGGUGACUCCGGCCCAGCCGGAGAGUCGGGAGCGGUAGGCCCACGUGGUCUGAGAGGAUCUGACGGACCAACUGGACGACCCGGACCGGCUGGAAGAGCUGGACCCAUUGGCGCAAGAGGCGCACCCGGACCUCAGGGACGUGACGGCAAUGUAGGAAGACCCGGGUCACCGGGACCUGCAGGUAACGAUGGCCGUGCUGGUGAGAUGGGACCUCCAGGUAUCCAGGGAGUUCCUGGUCUGGUCGGGCAACCCGGAAGUCCAGGAUCAAGAGGUAGCCCAGGACGUGAUGGAGCGACCGGACCAAUGGGACAACCUGGCCCAGUAGGAGACACUGGCGCACCAGGAAGUCCCGGUUUACCCGGAGCCCCAGGACCACAGGGCUUUGAGGGUGAACGUGGACCAGAGGGCAAUAUUGGACCACCAGGUUUCCAGGGAGCACCAGGCAUGCAAGGUGCACCAGGUGAAGCUGGCGUGCCAGGAGAAGCCGGACGACCCGGAGAAGCUGGAAUGCCUGGUCGAACAGGAUCAACUGGAGAGAGAGGUUACCCCGGAGAACAAGGUCCGCCCGGUGCCGUCGGCGAUCCAGGAGAGGUUGGAUCGGUCGGUCCGCCAGGUCGUGACGGUCACAGAGGUAUGCCUGGAGAUGCUGGACCCAAGGGCGAUAUUGGUGCCCCAGGAAACAUUGGUCAACAAGGGCCACGUGGACCCCCAGGAGCGUCCGGAGGCAAGGGUGAACUUGGAGACUCCGGCCCGCCAGGAGAAGAUGGGCGCCCAGGUAGACCCGGACCCAGUGGUCUCGUUGGACCACCUGGAAUACCAGGCCCCGAAGGAGAAGCCCCACGAAAGGGCGAGAAAGGAGAUCCUGGUGCAAAGGGACCAGUCGGUAAUCGUGGUGACGAGGGAAUAAGAGGUGAAGCCGGACCAGCUGGUGAAGACGGACCACCAGGACAAGCUGGCAUUGCUGGACCUCCAGGUCACAAAGGACCUACUGGAGAAGCCGGAGAGAAAGGUCAAGAAGGCGAACCCGGCGAAUCCGGACCUCCAGGAAAGCCUGGACCCACGGGAAGACGUGGAGUCCGCGGCGCCAAGGGAUCACGCGGUGACACCGGAUCUCAGGGUAUACCAGGUCAGACCGGAGCUACAGGACGACCAGGCCCCCAGGGUAAUACAGGUCAACAGGGAGAGAUGGGACCUCCAGGAUCUCCUGGCGACAAUGGUAUUAAGGGCUCACGCGGACCUAAUGGCCAGAUGGGUCAACAAGGUGCACAAGGAGUACCUGGUCUAGCAGGAUACCCAGGACAGAAGGGACAACAAGGAGAAUCUGGCGAAUCAGGCCCACCAGGACCCAUGGGCUCCCCAGGUCGACCAGGAGACCAAGGCGAACCCGGUCUUCCAGGAGUUAUGGGUGAAACCGGACCGAUGGGUAGAGCUGGUGAUUUGGGAGCUCAGGGAGAGCCCGGACGACCGGGAGACGAGGGUAUUCAAGGACCACAGGGAGCACCAGGACCAACUGGCCUUCCAGGACCUCCAGGAGCCCAAGGUGAUUCUGGACCCCCAGGUCAUGAUGGACUCCCAGGUUUGGCUGGACCACGAGGUGAGCGCGGUAUGGGUGGAGACCAAGGACUUCCAGGACCUCCAGGAGGUACCGGAUUCAUGGGACCACCAGGACCAAGCGGACCUUCAGGCCCCAGUGGACCAAGAGGAGAGAUGGGAGAGACUGGACCUGUUGGCACAACUGGAGCAAGUGGGCCUCGAGGACCACCUGGACCACAAGGAGCAGAAGGCCUACCCGGAGAAACUGGUGAUUCCGGAGAUACAGGAGACAAGGGUAUGACUGGACUUUCUGGUCUCAUGGGCUUGCCCGGACCAGAGGGCUUACAGGGUGACGAUGGACUUCCAGGACCUCCAGGACCCCCUGGACAACGUGGUGCAGAAGGACCUAGAGGAUCAAUCGGUCUAGACGGACAACCAGGAUUACCCGGACCUCCAGGACCGCCUGGUCGUCGCGGACCCGAGGGAGAAGAUGGUCGUUCCGGACCCUCUGGCCCAGAGGGUCAACCAGGACCUCCCGGACCACCAGGACAACCUAUGUACGCUAACGCCCUUGGUGCAAUGUUCGGAUCCAACACUUACAAAGGAAACCCGUUCCAGGCUGAUGCCAACGCCCCAGAGGAGGAGAAACAAGCUUUGGAUACUCUUAGCAAGGUCGAUAAGAUUGUAAAGAAGUUGAAGUCCCCAACUGGCGAAAGAGACGCACCAGCAGCAUCUUGUGAUGACUUUAGAAAACACAACACAGAGUUAGUCGAUGGUCUUAAAAAGAGAGAUUUACCAUACAAAAUCUGGAUUAUUCCGGAUGCCUAUUCCAACAACAAAGCCUACCAGGUGUCAUGCGACUUCAAGAAAUCUGUUUCUUGGACUUGUAUCUAUCCUUCUAAACAGUUUGCUCUUAACCAAUGGGUGAAAGAGCCUUUGAGUCGCCACCGCUGGUUCACAGAAAUCCAGAAGGAAGCAUUGAAUGGUGAUCAUCCUGAUGACUUCAUGUUUAGAUAUGAUGCCACGGCUAGCCAGAUCAACAGUCUUGCAAGUGUGAGUAAUCUCGUACGCCAAGAGGUCUACAUAAACUGUACCAACACCGUCGCCUACUACGACAGCCGUACUCAACUUUACGACAAAGCUGUUAAUCUACGAGGAUUUAAUGAUGAUAUUAUAAAUCCUGGAGGCCGAAGGAAGAGGAAAGGAAACUUUAAAUAUUCUGUCAGCGAAACAGAAGACGGAUGUAUGAAUGGCAACGCUAACGCAGGAUGGUCCAAGAUUUACAUGAAACUAAGGAAACCGGCUUUGUUGCCGGUCGUUGAUGUACACUUCCGCGACGGCGGAGGAGCGGAUCAGAAGUUCGGUGUGACAUUAGGCCCGGUCUGCUUUGCUAACUCAAAGAACUAAAGAAAAGAAAAACACCCAUCAAAUUCAUAAUAUACUCAUAAUAUACAUUUAAAUACAGCUACCCAAAAGCUUUCGACGCUUUGUUGGCUGAAGUAAUAAGUUUAAACAAGGAUUUUAAAUAAAAGCAACAACUGAAUGCUUAGAUGUUUCGCCUGAAGCACUUAGGUGUUCGUAUGAAGCCAAUGAAGACAGUCUGUGUACAUCCGCUGUAACUAGAGUGUAAGAGAUUGUUUGUCGAGGAUUGUGUUUAUUCGUUUAUUUUUUACUCAUGACCUUUUUUUUCAAAACAGAGAUCGUCUGCAACAUAAAGCUACAUUCCUUUUUUCAUCACAUUUAUGAUCAGGGAAUGAUAUCAUACUACUUAUUGACGUACUUGUUGUGAUUAGGCAUCUACCAUUCACCAUGAUUUCAAGGAAGUGACGUCAUUUUAAUCCACCUCGGUCUGCCAUGAUACCGACAGAAUGACGUCACUUCCUGUUUUUUUGCGCACCUGUGAUACAAACGUGUGAUAAAUCACCACUACCAUGAGUGUUAUUCAUUAUAACUGCUUUUCAUAUGUGAAUUAUGUUUAUUGCCACUUCAUUUUGUCAAUCGCUAAAAUUGUGACAAUAAUAAAACUGUUGAAAAUGCA